AUGGGUAGCAAACUCUCCCCGCUUCUGGCCGAAGUAUUCAUGGGAGAUUUUGAAACGGACCUGGAGAAAAAAGAAAAACUUUUCCCCCGUGUUUGGUGGCGCUACGUAGAUGAUAUUUUUGCAUCCGUAAAAGAACGCUAUCUCCCACAGACACUCGAGCUCCUCAAUAAUCAACAUAGCUCGAUCAAGUUUACGGUUGAAAAAGAAAUUGAGGGAAAACUCCCUUUUCUUGAUUUGCUGAUUCAAAGAAAAGAGGAUAAUACCUUGAAAUUUGGAAUUUACCGUAAACCAACCUCAACUGAUAGAUACAUCACGGUCGACUCGAAUCAUUUUGGGGCUCAAAAACAAGCCGCCUUCCACUCUAUGGCACACCGGUUGUAUCAUAUUCCGAUGGAGAAGCCCGAGUUUGAAGAGGAAAAGCAGAAAAUAUACGAAGCCGGGAUUGUGAACGGAUACGACUAUGAUUUUGUUCGAAAAAUCCUUCGCAAACACGCCCGAAAAAAGCAUAGAAGUGAUACAACUACCUUCAGACCGGAAAAAGAAGAAUCUUACAGAGUUAGUCUACCAUUUCAUCCGAAACUAACUAAUGGUAUAAGUAAGAUUCUUCUAAAACACGGAUUAAAAACUGCGUACAAAAGUGGGAAUACUUUGAAGGAUCGGCUAGUUUCACUCAAAGAUAGGAUUCCAGAAGAGGAAAGAUCUGGAAUUUACGAAAUUCCAUGUAAGAGUUGUCCAUCGAUUUACAUCGGCCAAACCCGCCGUAAAUUUAAAGUGCGGCUCAAAGAGCAUAAGAAUGCCGUUGAAAACAAAAGGAUCAAUGAAUCGAGCGUGGCCGCCCACACAACAGAAUUUGACCAUUCCAUUGACUGGGAAAAGGUCAAAUUUAAAAAAUGCGUACGCAAACCUGGACACCUUAACGCUUGGGAGUCUAUGUUCAUCAGCACGGCCGAGAAACCGUUGAUGAACGAAGACGACCCGCCGAUUAUAUCUCCGCUUUUCAACCUGAUCAACCAAAAGUUCGCAUGA
This is a messenger RNA of Uranotaenia lowii, 1026 nucleotides long. RefSeq lists its product as uncharacterized. The coding region runs from base 1 to 1026 and encodes 341 amino acids. The transcript has a single exon. NCBI's taxonomy places the organism in Eukaryota, Metazoa, Arthropoda, Insecta, Diptera, Culicidae. The record is from RefSeq and is a predicted model, not a curated record.